Molecule: messenger RNA, 462 nt
Organism: Cotesia congregata
Lineage: Eukaryota; Metazoa; Arthropoda; Insecta; Hymenoptera; Braconidae
Source: the annotation of a GenBank genome assembly
AUGUGCGUCCGUCGUUGUGUCUCUUGUCCUUCUAGAGGUCAUUUUGACGUGUUUUCUUGGUUGGCCAUUCUCAGAGACUUGUCUGAUUUUGGUCGCGAGUUGUGCGGCAGGUACCUUACCCGUUUAUGUUCGGUCCAUCAACUGGGGGUCGUAAUUGGUCGUCUUGUUCGGCUAUACGACGUGUCGAUUAUUCGCGUCAGCUUUUCUUUUGAGCCAUUAAAACUGCAGGGAUAUGUGUCUAUAGACACGAUUCGACGUCGUCGCGCCGAGAAGGCGCGAAAUAAGUGUCAAUGGUUUCACGAUGGUCUGGACUUGACCUGUUCUCAGUUGGACGAUUUUGAUUACCUUGGGAUUCGCUGGAUACAUGAGGGGAAAUUUGGUGUUUGUCCUCAUCCUACUGAGGAUUGGUUCUACCCUGCUUGGACUCACCCUCAAGGUCUUCUCUCCGUUUACGACUUAUAA